Molecule: messenger RNA, 2274 nt
Organism: Oncorhynchus gorbuscha (pink salmon)
Lineage: Eukaryota; Metazoa; Chordata; Actinopteri; Salmoniformes; Salmonidae
Product: protocadherin gamma-B2-like
Exons: 3
Coding region: 130-2274 (714 amino acids)
Biological process (GO): homophilic cell-cell adhesion
Cellular component (GO): plasma membrane
Molecular function (GO): calcium ion binding
Source: RefSeq, a predicted model, not a curated record
GACUGGACGCGGUCAGAUUGCUUGAACAUUUUGAGGAUAUUAUUUUCCUCAAGCUGAAUAUUUGUGUGGAAUACUAUUUGUUCACAUUGUAUCAAGGCCAUAUUGUGUUUUGACGUUUUUAAUCCCAGGAUGGGUCACAAAGGAAUCUCGGUGACAGGUCUGGUCUGCAGCGUUGCUUUCCUUCUUCUACCGCUGCACUCCGCCUAUGGAGACGUGAGCUAUUCUUUUCCGGAGGAGAUGAAACGCGGAUCUGUUAUUGGAAAUAUAGCCAAAGAUCUCGGGCUCGUGGCGAGCAGACUUUCCGCUCGUAAGGCCCGUGUUGAUCCCGAUGGGAACCGUAAACGUUACUGUGACAUUAAUCUGAGUACCGGAGAUCUGAUUGUUGCGGAGAGAAUUGACAGAGAGGGGCUUUGUGGCCAAAAGGCUUCGUGUGUUUUAAAACAAGAACUUGUAUUGGAGAGUCCUUUGGAGGUGCAACAUAUUAGUCUUCAUGUUCAAGAUAUAAAUGAUAAUUCUCCGCAAUUUAAGGACGAAGUGAUUAAAAUUGAAAUUAGUGAAUCAGCAGUCAAAGGCGUUCGUUUUUCUCUAGAUGAGGCCCAUGACGCUGACAUAGGAAAGAAUACGGUUCAGAGUUAUACACUACAAAGAAAUGAACAUUUUAUUUUGAAUGUCAAAACCAAAAGUGGUGGACGCAAAUACAGCGAGUUAGUGUUAGACAAAGAGCUAGACCGCGAGGGGCACCAUGAAAUCAAGUUAUUACUUACAGCGAUGGACGGAGGCUCUCCGCAGAGAUCAGGUACUGUAGUCAUACACGUCACUGUACUGGAUGCUAACGAUAAAGCCCCAGUGUUUAGCCAGGCCAUCUACAAAGCCAGUCUGCCUGAAAACUCUCCUUUAGAUACUGUAGUGGUUACAGUGAGUGCAACGGAUGCAGAUGAGGAAUUGAAUGAGGUGGGCAUCAUUAACGUGCAGGAUAGAGACUCUGAGAAUAACCGACAGGUCCGCUGCUCCAUUCAGCAAAACCUUCCCUUUAAGCUGGUGCCAUCCAUCAAAAACUACUAUUCUCUGGUGACCACGGGCGAACUGGACCGGGAACUGGUGUCUGAUUACAACAUUACAAUCACUGCCACCGACGAGGGCUCUCCACCUCUGUCCUCCUCUAAAAGUGUUCAGGUAUCUGUAGCUGACGUCAACGACAACCCACCUGUGUUUGAGGAACAAUCAUAUAAAGCCCACGUGACUGAAAAUAACAAACCCGGUAACUCCGUGUGUUCCGUUACUGCACGGGACCCAGACUGGAGACAGAACGGAACAGUGAUUUAUUCUCUCUUACCCGGUGAGGUGAACGGUGUUCCGGUGUCCUCGUUUUUAUCCGUUAACGGAGACACGGGGGUGAUCCACGCUGUGAGGUCGUUUGAUUAUGAGCAGUUCAGGAGUUUUAAAGUCCACGUGGUGGCCAGAGACAACGGUUCUCCUCCGCUCAGCAGCAACGUCACGGUCAGUGUGUUCAUAACAGAUGUGAAUGACAACUUUCCUCAAAUACUAUAUCCCGCCCCGGAGGGGAAAUCCUUCAUGACGGAGCUGGUCCCCAAAGUUGCACACGGGGGCUCUCUGGUUUCCAAGGUGAUUGCGGUGGACGCGGACUCUGGCCAGAACGCCUGGCUGUCCUAUCAUAUAGUCAAAUCCACUGAUACGGGACUUUUCACUAUUGGUCUCCACAGCGGAGAGAUCAGGACACAGCGGGACAUUUCUGAAUCUGACAGCAUGAAACAGAACCUCAUUGUGUCAGUGAAGGAUAACGGACAGCCCUCUCUCUCUGCCACCUGUACCAUGUAUUUAGUGAUUUCUGAUAACAUGGCUGAAGUGCCCGAACUGAAAGAUGUCUCUUAUGAUGAGAACAAUUCCAAACUCACCUCUUAUCUGAUCAUCGCGCUGGUGUCCGUUUCCACCUUUUUCCUCACCUUCAUUAUUGUCAUCCUGGCCGUGAGGUUUUGCCGCAGGAGAAAGCCCAGACUGUUCUUUGAUGGAGCGGUCGCCAUUCCCAGCGCGUAUCUCCCUCCUAACUACGCAGAGGGGGACGGAGUGGGAACCCUCCGCAGCACUUACAAUUAUGACGCAUACCUGACGACAGGUUCGCGCACAAGUGACUUCAAGUUCGUCACAUCUUACAGUGACAACACACUGCCUGCGGACCAGACUCCGAGAAAAACUCCAACAGACUUUGCUGAAGAACUUGGCGAUUCCAACGGGUCCCUCCCAGAGAUUUGCCCUUGA